Penicillium bovifimosum is the source of this 1248-nucleotide messenger RNA. RefSeq lists its product as uncharacterized. Bases 1 to 1248 code for a protein of 415 amino acids. Lineage: Eukaryota; Fungi; Ascomycota; Eurotiomycetes; Eurotiales; Aspergillaceae. The transcript has a single exon. The record is from RefSeq and is a predicted model, not a curated record.
AUGCAGUAUGCUUCGCAGUUUCCGUUGUUUGCCCAGAACAAUCAUCAUUUCCCCAACCUGCUUAUCAGGCCGCGUCCAAGAUUCUGCAUCCUGCGCCCGGGAGGAUUCUGGACACCUCUGAUUCCACUAGAUGAGUUGCCUCACUGGUUGGAGAUAUGCAAUUGGGCCCCGGACAUCCAGUUGGGAAUGUACCCUGCUUCAAUGAGCUACAUGCCGCGAGAAGGGGAGUACGACGUCGUCUGUCAUCAUUGCGCACAUGGUUUGGACUCGUUGCAUCAAAGCGUCUCCGAAAGAGAUGCCUUUUCCGUGCCAUCGACAAAGAGCUCUUCGGAACCACACGGUCCACACCCCGAGCCACAACAGGGAGCUAAAGCUCAGCGUCGGGAUUCUGUUCUCGUACCUACCAAGGGCCAUCCGGCUCAGAUCUUGGAGCAGCCACCCUUCGGCGGGGUGCUACAAGCCCCGUUUGCCGGCAUGUGUAUGGUUGAUAUGCACUCGCAGUACUCCAAUCAUUCUGCAGACCCUCGUCCAGUGGGAAGACGGAUGAGCAUUGAGAAUGCGGCUGCACCGCCGAGCUUUGGUAGGCACGUCGGCAGUCCUCCUCUUUCAAUGGCCUCGUCGGGCAACGCUCGCAGAACCGACACUCCAUAUCCGGGCAGUCCUGGUCCGCAACAUGCACAUGCUGAAUUUUUCGGUAAACCACAGCGGGACCGGGUCAAUUCCUUGAAGAACGAAAGCACUGUAUCCAUGCAAAGCGGUAGUGUCGCCUCUGCUCCACCUCUUACGGCUGCUGCCAUUCAACGCAUGGACAGAAUGCGAAGAAGAAGAUAUUCCCGUGGAAGCACUUUGCACGGAAGUCUUAGUAUCAAAAGUGGAAUAACUCCGUCUCAAGUCUCGCUUUCGCAGCUUUCCAAGGUUUCCCAGGUUUCCAAGGCCUCCAAGAUCUCUAAGGCUUCAAUGGCUUCAAUGGCUUCCAGGAGCUCCUUCAUUGUCCUCUCACGGCGUCGCCGAAGGAUAAUUCUGCGCCGUCAACGUGCUGAAGCAAGACACGACUUGAAGCAUCCAGUCUCAACAGGCUCAUCGGAAGCACCCGCGCCCAAACCGAAGCCAGAACAGUCAAACUCCGCUACCAAGAGACGUGAGCGCCGUGAGCGCAUGAUGCAACGCAAGAACCAAACCGAUCGGGGCAAGCAACCUUAUCAUAACACGGGGAUUCCUAAUUGGAGUUCGGGUAUGUCGAAGCGUUAA